This is a messenger RNA of Cylicocyclus nassatus, 1053 nucleotides long. The record is from the annotation of a GenBank genome assembly. NCBI's taxonomy places the organism in Eukaryota, Metazoa, Nematoda, Chromadorea, Rhabditida, Strongylidae.
AUGACAAGUGCUCUUUGCCUAAAGGCGGCAAAAUUGUUAAUGCGGGUAUGGGUAGCUUCACUAGUAUUUUAUGCAUUUGUCUUUGCUGUUUGUGAAUUUCUUCGAUAUUUGAUUGUGCGUAUAAUGCCUAAACGAUUGUCAACGGAUCUGCUUUUGGAGUUUGUGGGCACAUUGCAAGUAUGUACUCCAAUGUUCGAUGUCAAUACCGUAUUGCACACUUAUGGUCUCUUUGGCGUCUUCAUAGAAAUCACUUGCAUUGAACUCGCCAAUUGCUAUUAUCAGAGAGAUGCUAUAGCAAAUCCUUGCCCAAUCGUAACGUCGUGCUACAGACGUUCAAAAGCGAUACGUCGUGCUGUUUAUGUUUUUAUAACGCAAAUGCUAGCCGCAUAUUUGUCGUUCUUUCUAGCUAGGUCAUUCUGGAAGCUGGGCAUACAUCCGGUUCACUCACAACUUCUUGCUGCUCAACAUUGUUCGGCGGACUUAACGAUUGCUGUCACUACCGGCUGUCUGGUGGAAGGAGGUGCAACCUUUAUAGGAAAAGUUUUUGAUAAAUACACCAGCGCCUACUUGGAAGACACAUGGAUGUCAAGUGUUGCUUCCUGCGUAUUUAGUGGAUUUCUUUGUGCCAUUGGUAUCAACUACACAGGAAUGUACGCAAAUCCUUUGGUCGCAUGGGCUUGUACCUUCAACUGUGAAGGAUUAACACAUGUUGGGCAUUUGCUGGUUUAUUGGUUAAGCCCACUUAUUGGAUGGUUCACAGCUGAGGCAAUGCUUGGAGAUGAUGAAGAAGAGGAAGUGGAGAAGAAAAAGCAAUAGGACAAAUUUCGGCAACUUUCAAGAGGAGAUAACAACAUCCAGCAUAGGAUGCAUGCCGGUCAAGGAAAAACCUAACCUUCCAUUUGCUCACUUAGGAAUUGAUGUUAGAUGCAUAAUAAGUGAUAUGAAAAACGUAAAAGUGAUCCACUGGUUUGUUUAUAAAGCAUGGGUAAACUUUAAGAAUUUUACUAAUGCUGUGCCGUAUUCUCAAGCAGUAACGUUGUUAACAACUUUUCG